Orbilia oligospora ATCC 24927 is the source of this 660-nucleotide messenger RNA. RefSeq lists its product as uncharacterized. NCBI's taxonomy places the organism in Eukaryota, Fungi, Ascomycota, Orbiliomycetes, Orbiliales, Orbiliaceae. The transcript is spliced from 5 exons. The record is from RefSeq and is a predicted model, not a curated record. Gene Ontology annotation, molecular function: structural constituent of ribosome. The coding region runs from base 1 to 660 and encodes 219 amino acids. Gene Ontology annotation, cellular component: cytosolic large ribosomal subunit; ribosome. Gene Ontology annotation, biological process: translation; ribosomal large subunit assembly.
AUGGGUCGUCGUCCAGCUCGUUGCUACCGUUACUGCAAGAACAAGCCAUAUCCAAAGUCCCGAUUCAACCGUGGUGUCCCAGAUCCUAAGAUCCGUAUCUUCGAUCUUGGACGAAAGCGUGCUGGUGUCGACGAGUUCCCUCUCUGCAUCCAUCUCGUUUCCAAUGAGUACGAACAGUUGAGCUCCGAGGCUCUCGAAGCCGCCCGUAUUUGCGCCAACAAGUACCUCGUCAAGAUUGCCGGAAAGGACGGUUUCCACAUGCGUGUCCGAUGCCACCCAUUCCACGUCAUCCGUAUCAAUAAGAUGUUGUCCUGUGCCGGUGCCGAUAGACUGCAAACUGGUAUGCGUGGUGCCUGGGGAAAACCCAACGGUACCGUCGCUCGUGUCAACAUUGGCCAGAUCAUCUUGUCCGUCCGAACCCGUGACUCUCACCGUGCUACCGCCAUCGAAGCUCUCCGAAGAUCCCAGUACAAGUUCCCCGGCCGACAGAAGAUCAUUGUCUCCAAGAACUGGGGUUUCACACCUUUGAGGAGAGAGGAGUACGCCGACGCCAGGGCUGCUGGUAAGGUCAAGACUGACGGUGCCUACGUUCAGUUCUUGACCAACCACGGUAGCUUGAAGGAUAAUAUUAGACGUUUCCCAGAUGCUUUCGAGGCUUAA